AUGCGUUCUUUGAUCUGUCUUCAUGGACAUGCCCCUGUAAGGUCGAUGGGGGGGCAGUUGCUUCGUAUGCGUCGGCAACCCUUCCAAUGGCUUCGAUCAAUUAGUUCGACCACUUCGACCACCUCGACCACCACUUCGGAGCCCGUUGUCUUUUCUGGGAUUCAACCGACAGGAGUCCCCCACCUGGGCAACUAUUUGGGUGCCCUUCAUCAGUGGGUGAAGUUACAAAAUAAUGCGAAACCAGGGGCCAGGCUGUUGUUUUCCAUUGUCGAUUUACAUGCAUUGACCAUUCCGCAAGACGCAGCUCAGUUGAGGAAAUGGAGACGGGAGGCCUUUGCAACAUUACUCGCCGUGGGAUUGGACCCCAAGCGUUCCACAAUCUUCUAUCAAUCGGCCGUACCGGCCCAUGCAGAAUUGAUGUGGAUUCUCAGUACUGUAGCCUCCAUGGGAUACCUCUCAAGAAUGACUCAAUGGAAGAGCAAGCUUCAGUUGCCUGAGGACAUCACCCUGGAGCAUUCGGAAGCCCGGGCUCAGCUACGUCUGGGUCUUUUCUCAUACCCGGUACUUCAAGCGGCCGAUAUUCUUGUCCACAAAGCCACCCAUGUCCCCGUUGGUGAAGAUCAAAGACAACAUCUGGAGUUCUCCAGGUAUACUGCGAAUAGCUUCAACCAUCUCUAUGGGCCUAUCUUCCCCAUCCCAGAGGCCCUCAUCUCUCCCGCCAAGCGAGUGAUGUCACUUAAAGAGCCUACUGCCAAGAUGUCUAAAUCCCAUGCGGAUGAGCGGUCUCGUAUUCUGUUGACGGAUUCUCCCUCAGAGAUUCAUAAAAAGGUCAAGGUUGCUCUGACGGACUCGGAGCCGACGGUCAGUUAUGAUCCCGCUCGUCGACCUGGGGUCUCCAACUUGAUUGAGAUCCUGAGCCACUUUGAAGAGGUGCCAUGCGCGGCCCUCGCUGCAGAGUAUCAGUCCGCCAGUCUCCGUACAUUAAAGGAGCACGUUGCGAGUCGAAUUGCGCAUCAUCUUCAAGAAGUUCGAGAACGGUACGUUGAGAUUAUGGAGGAUCAGAGUGGGUAUCUGGACACGGUUGCCCAGGAGGGGGCCGAGGUAGCUCAGGCCAAUGCGAGCCAGACCAUGCGACAGGUCCGGGAUGUCAUGGGUCUAUGA
Penicillium pulvis is the source of this 1161-nucleotide messenger RNA. Its product is annotated as tryptophan--tRNA ligase MSW1. Gene Ontology annotation, cellular component: mitochondrial matrix; mitochondrion. NCBI's taxonomy places the organism in Eukaryota, Fungi, Ascomycota, Eurotiomycetes, Eurotiales, Aspergillaceae. The record is from RefSeq and is a predicted model, not a curated record. The coding region runs from base 1 to 1161 and encodes 386 amino acids. Gene Ontology annotation, molecular function: ATP binding; tryptophan-tRNA ligase activity. Gene Ontology annotation, biological process: mitochondrial tryptophanyl-tRNA aminoacylation. The transcript is spliced from 5 exons.